This is a messenger RNA of Phanerochaete carnosa HHB-10118-sp, 1122 nucleotides long. RefSeq lists its product as uncharacterized. The record is from RefSeq and is a predicted model, not a curated record. The coding region runs from base 1 to 1122 and encodes 373 amino acids. The transcript is spliced from 3 exons. Lineage: Eukaryota; Fungi; Basidiomycota; Agaricomycetes; Polyporales; Phanerochaetaceae. Gene Ontology annotation, molecular function: zinc ion binding.
AUGUUCCACAACCCUCUACAUAGCUUCACGCCGCUUGAGUCGUCUACAGCACGGCUCGAGUCUGAACCAGAUCCAUCCUCGGAGCACGACGACAUCGCGAGCCAGACCAAGUGCGGUGGCUGCCGACGUCGCAUCUUUCGCAUCCGACAUCAGUGUCUUGAAUGCCCUGACUUUUCGCUCUGUCAGCUCUGCAUCUCCUCUCCCCAACGGCGCUCGGAGCACGGCAUCAGACAUCGGUUCUUCCCUGUCGAGUACCCGUGGGAUGUUGGCACUUUCGAGGCUGUCCGCGCAACAUUGAAUGCACCGCGCUGUCGAGGCUGUGGCUUCAAGAUCUCGUUGGGCUGGCACAAGUGUCUUUCAUGUCCAGACUUUGCCUUGUGCUCAUGGUGCAUGUCGGACCCAGACCUGCGUCUCAGGCACGACCUUGGGCAUCCCUUUUUUCCUUACGCACCACACUCCGGGUCUGGAAUCGCCGAGCACAAAGCUAGGCGUCAGCAGUUUGCCACAUACGCGAAUUUGCCCGCCCCGCCAUACUCCGGCUUGGAAGGUACUAGCUUCGGCUCGGAUGACGAUAGGUCCUCUGACGGCGCUGCUACAGAACACAAAUUGCUUGUGCAGUCAAGAGUCUUCAUUGAGUUAUCGGGAACAUCUGUGUGUUUCUCAUGCGACAAUAUUCCGUGGACACACACCACUCCGCUGGUGGCGAUCCCUUAUUAUUAUUUCGUGGUUCUGCAGCCCACAGAGCUCAGCGAUCUCAGCCGGGAACGUGCCCGGGCCGCUAUCUGGGGCUCGAUACAGAUGGCUGCCUCUGGCAUCGUGCCUACCCACAACCUUUUCCGGUCUGAGUGUUCAGGCCCAGGCGAGAUCUACACUCUCACUCCUCUCACUCCUUCCACCGUCCCUCUCCAGUGCGUACACGUUGGCCAAGGUGCGAUACCCGAUGCACUCGCCGACAUCCCUCGUGGCCUCCUGCCAAUUGACGAUCUGCUCGCGAAACUCAACAGUGUCCUUGGGACGUCGUAUACGCUCGACACCCCUGGUGUCCGUGACUGCUUGGAAUACGCGCUCGGCAGUUUGCACGAUUUCGGGGAGGUCACUGGCCAAGAUGAAGGAGCGUCGUGA